Molecule: messenger RNA, 4753 nt
Organism: Pelodiscus sinensis (Chinese soft-shelled turtle)
Lineage: Eukaryota; Metazoa; Chordata; Testudines; Trionychidae
Gene: EBF2
Product: EBF transcription factor 2
Biological process (GO): regulation of DNA-templated transcription
Molecular function (GO): DNA binding; DNA-binding transcription factor activity
Source: RefSeq, a predicted model, not a curated record
CUGUAACCCAUUGAUGGUGACUAGCUUGGAGAAGUAUCCGGACUUCCUCAGUCCAGUGUGUAAUCAGACUCUUUAGCUCCUUUUCUUCCUUUCUUUCACGUUUUAUCCCGAUUCUUUUUUUUUUUUUUGGAUUAAGCAGCAACCAGCCCUCUUCCCUGUGUCUUUGAGAAACAGGUGACGCUGGUUACCAGCGGGUAGUUUUUGGAUGCCCUCUCCUCUCCGGCUUUGAAGGAUGAUAGUCCCGGGCGAGCCUGCAUGACUUUCCUUUGCAAAAAGGGGGGAAAAAAACUUUGCGUGUGUGGAAGACGUUUAACAACUCGCGUAGCAUUUCAGAGCAGAAGAAGUGGGUUUUAAAGCGGAACUUUGCCACUGUCUGGGGAUUGGUGUGUGUGCUAAUUUCGAAGGCUGCUGCUGCUGCUGCUGUUUUCCCCCCUCCCCAAGAAACUGUCGUCAGUUGGAAUAGACUUCUUAAAUGUUUGGGAUUCAAGACACUUUAGGAAGAGGACCGAUUCUGAAAGAUAAAUCUCUAGCCUCUGAAAUGGAUUCCGUCAGGUCCUGGGUCAGAAACGUUGGGGUUGUGGAUGCAAACGUAGCGGCGCAAAGCGGAGUAGCUUUGUCCAGAGCCCACUUUGAAAAGCAACCACCUUCCAACUUGAGGAAAUCCAAUUUCUUUCAUUUUGUCCUGGCUCUCUACGACAGGCAGGGGCAGCCGGUGGAAAUAGAGAGGACAGCUUUUGUGGACUUCGUAGAAAAUGAUAAAGAGCAGGGCAAUGAAAAGACCAACAACGGCACACACUACAAACUUCAGCUCCUGUACAGCAAUGGUGUCAGAACUGAACAAGAUCUGUUUGUCAGGCUCAUCGAUUCAGUUACUAAACAGCCCAUCACUUAUGAAGGACAGAACAAGAAUCCAGAAAUGUGCAGAGUUCUGCUUACUCACGAAGUCAUGUGCAGCCGAUGCUGCGAAAAGAAAAGUUGUGGCAACAGAAACGAGACUCCCUCGGAUCCUGUGAUCAUUGACAGAUUCUUCUUGAAAUUUUUCCUCAAGUGCAAUCAGAAUUGUUUGAAAACAGCAGGGAACCCCAGAGACAUGAGACGCUUUCAGGUUGUGUUAUCAACAACAGUGAAUGUUGAUGGGCAUGUCUUGGCAGUGUCUGACAACAUGUUUGUUCAUAACAACUCUAAACAUGGACGGAGAGCAAGGAGACUUGACCCCUCAGAAGCCACACCAUGCAUCAAAGCUAUUAGCCCAAGUGAAGGCUGGACUACAGGGGGAGCGAUGGUGAUCAUUAUAGGAGACAAUUUCUUCGAUGGGCUACAAGUUGUAUUUGGGACCAUGCUUGUAUGGAGUGAGCUGAUCACACCUCAUGCCAUUCGAGUCCAGACACCCCCUCGUCACAUUCCUGGUGUAGUUGAAGUCACACUCUCGUAUAAAUCCAAACAGUUCUGCAAAGGAGCCCCGGGCAGGUUUAUUUACACUGCUUUAAAUGAACCCACUAUAGAUUAUGGUUUCCAGAGACUGCAGAAGGUCAUCCCAAGGCACCCUGGUGACCCCGAGAGACUAGCCAAGGAGAUGCUGUUGAAAAGAGCAGCUGACCUCGUGGAAGCACUGUAUGGAACGCCACAUAAUAACCAGGAUAUUAUUCUGAAGCGAGCUGCAGACAUAGCAGAAGCUCUGUACAGCGUCCCAAGAAAUCCCGGCCAGAUCCCUGCUUUGUCUAGUUCUCCAGCUCAUAGCAGCAUGAUGGGAAUCAACUCCUAUGGGAGCCAGUUAGGAGUCAGCAUCUCAGAGUCAACACAGGGGAACAACCAAGGUUACAUUCGUAAUACAAGCAGCAUCUCCCCUCGAGGUUACUCUUCCAGUUCAACACCUCAGCAGUCUAAUUAUAGCGCUUCCAGUAAUAGCAUGAACGGUUACAGCAACGUCCCGAUGUCUAACCUGGGAGUUCCCAGCUCACCCGGAUUCAUUAAUGGCUCUCCAACAGGAUCUCCCUAUGGAAUAAUGUCUUCAAGUCCAACCGUUGGCUCUUCCAGCGCUUCUUCCAUCCUUCCAUUCUCCUCCUCCGUCUUUCCUGCUGUCAAACAGAAGAGUGCCUUUGCUCCUGUCAUCAGACCCCAAGGGUCUCCCUCCCCUGCCUGCUCUAGUGGCAAUGGAAAUGGGUUUAGAGAUGAUCGGAAAGGAAGCAAAUUGGAAGCUGCCGGAAUAUGGACUUGUCCACCGUACUAUUGGCCAGUUCAGGACAUUUCAAUAGGAAAAAAUGCAAGGAACGGCUGGCAACCCUCAGAAGCCAUGACUGGUCUUGUCGUUCCCCCGAUGUAAAAGAAGAGGAUAUUUUGCUCUUUUUGUUUCGUUUUUCAUUUUUCUUUUACAGCACAAAACUACUUAUUGUGAUGGACCACUAAAAAGAAAAAAAAAGAAGCACUACGAGCUCUUUUUUGGGGGAAAGCCACACCCAGAAAAAAAAGGAACAAUUGUUACAAAUUGGACAAGAUAGGAGUCUGGAUCUUUUACUUGUUCCAUGUUUCUUAUGUAGCCAUGUCAACUCCUAAAACAUUGCAAACAAAGAGUUAGCCAAGCCAGGCUGGACAGCAGUUGGCAUGAUGGGGUCAGAAACGCAAGGUCUUUUUUGAUGGACACGAAACCUUCCUAACGUUUGUAAAAUAUUAAAAAGAAAAAAUUGGCAAAUGAUUCAAGCUCGCUAUUUUGGAUACUAUUUGUUUUACUUUGUAGGGGAAAAAAAGUUGAAGUUUCUAUUUUCUAUGGAGUCUUUCAAAUACCAAUUUAGUUUAUGCAGAAAAACAAACAAACAACAAAACAGGGUACCAGCAUGGAAGAAUUUCUAGGACAAAUUGACAUGAAUGAUGGAACUUUGAUGUAUGUGUGUGUUUAUCUAUAGUUUAACCUCUUUAAAAAUGUAAGAUGUUUUACAAUUAUUUAAAUAAACUUGUAACUUAUUGUAUGUAGAGGUAGCAAUUAAGACCAUUUUUGGACUUUUUCCUCCGGUUGUACAAUGAAGAAAAAAUGAUGCAAAAAUGUAGUGACAACUUUAAGAGACGUACGAUUAUUGCUGCCGUAGGCCUUCACUUCUCUCCUUAGCCCCCUAUUGAACCAUGUGCAAGGAUGUAUAGGAUUCUUUCCAAUUAACGCAUCACAAAUUUUUACACACACUACUAUAUAUAUAUAUAUAUCAAUCAGUAGUUAAUGUAAGAAUUUUAUCCGCAGCUUUUUCCUCUCCAUCUUUUGCUUCAGUUAAAAUUUUAAGGUACUGGUAUAAGGUGGCUAGUUUCAAAGACCCUAUUGGCAAAUGAAUGGCUUCUAAGUGUUUGAACAAAUCAGAUUUUUUAGGUGAAAAUGAGUUUAUUUUUUGAAAUUCUCCUAUGAACAGGAGGGGGAUCGAAACGGUUCUCUCAUAGUUUUCCAUGAUACUAUGGCAGACGUACAAAAUACGAUUAUAUUUUAUAUUAAGGGUGCAUUCAUAAAGGGGUAUGUAACAGUAAUAAUUAAUAAUCCCCCCUAACUGUGAUACAGCACUUUUCAUCAGUAAGUCAGAAAAUGCUUCAAAGUCUUUAAUGUAGUUCAUUAAUUAGGAUCUUUGAGUAAAUGGCCAUUCAAUUGUUGUGGAAUCCACUGACCUUCUUUUUUUAACUAGAACUAGUUUUAAUCAAACAAUCCUUAGCAUUUUUAAUGAACACCACAAAUUUAUUUGGUUCAAAUUUUUUGGAAUUUCAAUGAAGAAACCAACUUGAUUCAUUUUCCAUGUUCUGUUUCCAAAUCACAAGGGGAAGGGAAACACACAUAAAUUAACAUUCGUUGGUUUCCUGAUGAAAACAGUCAUGAAAAUGGCCAUUUUGUGGAAGUGCUGCUUUUCACAGAAAAUUUUUUAAGCAGCUCUAAGCAUCCUUAAUGCACGCCGCUUAGGGUUGUGACAUUCCUGUAACAUUACUAAUUUAUUUUGCUAUUUAUAAAUGCAUCCUUAAGAUAACGUGACAGCCAAAAUUUGAUUUGCCCAUUCACCAAGGAGACUCAUCAUUAAUUUAUUCUGUGAUCAUUUCAGGUGAGCAAAGCAACAGUGGGCUGGGGUGGUAGGCAUUCUUGACACUUUGGUUGUGCUGAGCUAAUGUGUAUUUCUGUUUGGGGAGUGGAUUAAAAAUAGGCUAUAAAGCCUCAAAUCUAGCUCAGGUUAUUAGGAACUGAAAGCUACUGUGUGUCCUGACUUCAUAGAUCUUAGUCUAGUCUCUAGUGGACAGGUGUUUUAAUCUUGAACCGUCAUCGUAGGACCAUAUGCUUAAAAAAACAGACACCAGGGCAACUUUAUUCAUGUAAAUAAUUCCAGUGAAGUCAAUGGGAUAGAUUAGUUAUGGUCCCGAUCCUGCACUGUACUGCACCAGGGCUGAUCCACCAGGCGGUUCUAUCCUUAUAGAGUGUAGAGCAGUAUCAGGCGCGCAUGACAAAAUUUACUGAACGUGCCUAAGAGUUUGCAGGAUCUGGCUCUUACUUAGCACGCAGCUCGGCAGAGAGGCCAGGUAAACUCAAAUGAUCCCUGUGGGACAGAACUCGGAACCAGAAGAGGGAGAUGCUGGGGCUGUUUGAUAGAUGAUUUGUGAGGUGCCUUUUCACUGGCAUGAAAUCCACCUUGAAAAGGUUUUUUAUUUUCUUUUAAAAUCAACGCCCCCAUUUAAAGAGCAGCACAACUGGCAAUUAAAUGCACCCUCCAGGAGAGAAUAGGUCGGGCCUAUUUGGUGUUUAAGGAGC